UGUGUUCAGUCGUCCUGUCUUUCGCCACGGAGCCAUUUUGUGCUUUUCCAUUGUGUCAGCAACAAGAAAAAGUUGGUGUCCUGUGAAAAAUUUUUUUCUUCAAGUGAUUAGAGAAGAAAAGGCAGCCACAAAAGCUAAUCAUGAACAACCACUGAUACAUUUGGUUGUCUGCCCAUCCAAAGCUGCAGGAAUUGUGAUAGAGAAAUCCACUGGAAAGGUGCUUUUUGCAGAUUUUUCUUUCCUCCUUUUGGCAAAUCCAGAGAGGACACAAAUCGAUUUUUCUGAGCACCAUCGUUGAAAAGUCACAGUUCAUUUUGGAAAAUCUCAUCUCACUGUCGAAUUUGCGGAUAGAAUUCGACAUUGAGAUUGCCAGGAGGAUAACCUGGAGGUACCUUUUCUUAAUCUGAGUGCAUUAGUUUCCUGGUGUUUCGCCCGUGCGAGUCCUGCCCAAAAUUUUGAGCUAAGAUAAAAAACUGCCGUGGAUGUCGUCAGACGACGGAAGUGACUACCACAAGCAUCCACAGAAUCACAAGUCCGCCUCCAGCUCAGCCUCCACAGUCACUGUCGCUUCUAGCCAUCCGGAUGGCCUCAUUGUCUCCCACAAUGGGGGUAUGUGCGUCAGUGUGGGCUGCAAUACCACCAUCAAUCGUCGAAAGAGCUCCACUAGUUCUCACGGUGGGGCCCACUUUCAGCUGGCUCCACCAGGACACUCCCUGAAGGACAGGGAUCCCGGGGAUACAGCCUAUGGGAACAUCGUAUCGCCCAGUCGAUACAUUCCUCCGGAUCAGUAUCAGCUAACGGCCAGGAUUGCAGCAACAGCUCCUCCUCCGGAGCGUUUUUCAGAUGACAUCAUAACGUGUUGUUUGCCACCACCAUCGCCAGCCCCCAACAGUGACCGCUUUGUCAUGGGCCUGCCGUCACCUUCACCGUCGCCCUCCGGAGGCUACGGGGAUCACGGUGGUGCCCGCUACUCUGUGCAUCAUCGGACUUUGUCGCCCAAUUCACGCUACAGGGCUUCGUACAGUGACCGUUUUCGCGAUGUCUCGCCCAAAUGUGACCGCUUCGUGCCGCCACCCACUGCCCACUAUCUCGCUAACAGCACGCCACUCGCCUCCGCGGACAACUACAGUUACCUCACGUCCACGGUUCACACACCCGUAAAGCGAUACGUUCCGACACCUCCACCUCCAACAACUGAUGUGUACAGUGAUUCUUCCGUAUCUGGCGUGUCAUCUGCUAGCAGUGGAGCUCUCUGUCCAGUCGGCUAUUCACUGCCACCAUCUUCAGCACAAUCUUCCAAUGGAGGUGCCGGAGCAGGUGGAACUCUGCGGAACAACGUGCCGUAUCGCUUACGCCUGAAAUGCUGCCUCAAUGAACAUCAAAUGGCAGCCGUGGGAGCUGGAGGAGUAGCAGAUCACUAUGCCACUCCACCUCGAGUGCGUCCCAUCAAAUGUCCAGCAGCGCCUUCUUGCUCAGUGACUCCAACACCACGUUCCGGACACGAUUACAUGCCACGCACACCAAGUGUUGAGUACAUGGGGCCCAAUUCCGGACGCGUUGUCACUCCUGUUAGCGUCAUGAGUGAACCAGGAAACUCCAGUGCCACCUGUACUCACUGCAACACCAUGAGACGCACCACGGGUGUCCAUCAGACAACGCAAACAACUGGUCCAAUCAGUCCAAUUCCCCCUUCGCUUCCAGUCUCAUCCACUGAGUCAUCCCAUUCUGAACUGAGUGCUGCUGGAGAUUCCACUUCACCACCCAGUCCUCCUUCCACGGCAUCCCUUGCAUCCAUGUCACUUUUGCCGCAACAGUCUUCGACUGCCAAUACAGCUGCUCCAACUCCUUCAGCUUCGGUAUCACAAGCUCCCAUCUCCCCAGUUCCUUCGCUCCUCAAUCAGCAGCAACAGGCGGCUCAUUCUUCAGCUGAUGAUCUCUCUUCUCCAGCGUCCUCCAAUAAGCAACCGCCUCAAAUGCAGCCCCAGGAUCGUAGCAAUGCUGGAAUGCUCAAUAACCGUUCCCUGGUUCUCCAUCAUGGAUCGACACUAACGCUGCAACGAGGAACCCUUCGUCAUCCUCAUAUGCAGCAAAUGCGUAUUUCGCGCAAACAGCGUGUGAAGAACUACCUCCGACACGAACUGGCCAAAUUCUUCGGAGUAGACACUGUCGAUGAAGAACACGAACGCAUUAAGUGGGCUCAGCGUCAGAAACGAUUUGCCCUCAGGAGCUUUGGUUCGCUGUACGUAAAUGCCGAAGGAGGAGGAUUUGCAUCUGGUGAGAGACGACAGCAACAUGGUGAGCGACCGGAUAUACUGCCAGCUCAGACAACUGAAGAGAUGAGUGUACGCCACCUCAACAGUGACAGAAGAGCAAGUGGAGAACCAAUUGAAAAGAAAGCUUCUGUAGCUAAGAUGGCUUGGCAAGGAAUCACUUACAUCAUCCAUGCACUUAGCAAGAAAAAUCCCCGGUCUACUUUUCAAUGGUCCAGGAGUUUUGCGCCGCUACAUUGUACAAGCCAGGAGGAUCUCAAUAGUGACAUGUGCGAAGGUUUAUCUCCGCUGCAGGACGAUGAGGUAUUUUUUGACUCUCCUUCGACUCCAGGAGCUGCUCCGGCUGGAGGAGGUAGUGUAGCUUCUGCAAAUGGACCUCGUCAGCAGCAAAGUGGACAGAUGAUAGAUAAUGCUAGAUCCAUUUACAUGGGGGAACGUCUUCAUGGAUGGAGGACGAAAUCGACAGAAAAUCAACUGAUGGGCCAUCGUAGUCGCGGGCAGAGGAUCUCAUCACAGUGUCUCGAUGGAGUGGUGGACAAUUCACGACGUCCACUAACACAUUCAAUAAGACUUCUACGACGACAUGAGCUUGAUGAUCGUUAUGACUACAGACCAUUCUUCACAUACUGGAUCAAUACAGUGCAAAUCUUGGUCUUAAUCAUCUCGAUCAUCUGCUAUGGAAUAGGUCCCAUGGGUUUCGGAAUGGAGUACAAGACAGGGCAAGUCUUAGUGACCAGUCUCUCCCUGCAGCAGGUGCAGCAUCAGGAGAUCCAGAAUAUGUGGGUAGGGCUCCGAGGAGACGAUUUAGUGCAUUUAGGGGCAAAAUUUGCCGUAUGCAUGAGACGUGACAAAAAGAUGCUUGAAGUGACUGCCAAAACGCGGAGGCAGGAGCGUGAAACUGCUUGCUGUAUCCGAAACGACGAUUCCGGGUGUGUUCAGAGCUCUCAGGCUGACUGCAGUAUUCGCGGCCUGUGGCCCACAAAGUCCAUUUCGACGUGGAAGAAGUGGUCUCCUGGGGAUUCAGGUCCCGGCGGCAGGAUAUCCGGGUCAGUUUGUGGCUUGGAUCCAAAGUACUGCGAUGCCCCAGCUUCAGUAGCGCCCUACGAAUGGCCCGAUGAUAUCACCAAGUGGCCAAUAUGUCGAAAGACUAAUGCAUUUUCGCAGCGUUUUCGCUUCAAGGAUCACACAGCCGAGCACAUGGUGUGUGAAGUAAUAGGUCAUCCGUGCUGUGGGGGAGUUUACGGAGAGUGUCGUAUCACAACACGCGAAUUUUGUGACUUUGUCAAUGGGUACUUCCAUGAAGAAGCCAGCCUGUGUAGCCAAGUGAACUGCCUCAAUGACGUCUGUGGCAUGUUUCCCUUCAUUGUACCCAACUUCCCUGAUCAGUUCUAUCGUCUGUUCACGUCACUGUGCCUACACGCUGGAGCGGUCAGUCUCUUUUUCACUUUAUUUUUCCAAUACUUCGUACUUGGCGACGUCGAGCGUCUCCUGGGUCCCAUUCGCACCGGUAUCCUCUACAUCUGUUCCGGAAUCGCAGGCAACCUCACCAGUGCCAUCUUAUUGCCAUACAGGCCCGAGGUGGGGCCUUUAGCAGCCCAGGCUGGAGUAACAUCUACCAUGACAGUUCUACUGUUGUUCAUUCACUGGAAACAUUUAAAGAGACCAUAUUUUGCCGUAAUUAAAUUGUUUACCAUUUUUGCUGUUAUAUUCGGCGUAGGCACACUUCCGUUGCAACAAAAUUAUGCCGCUGUCAUAGCUGGGAUCAUCUCAGGAACAGCACUAACUUUAGCUCUUGUUCCCUUUGUCGGUCUCACAAAAUAUGGUCGUAAGAGUAAAAUAAACCUCGUGUGGUCAAUAAUGAUACUCUAUUCGGCCACUUACGUGGCGCUUUUUGUCAUUUUCUACUUAUUUCCCUCUGCGUUCAAACAUCUUGGGGGAAUUGGUUAUUCCGACUUUACCGCUGGGACCAGUUUUGGGACAAUCAGCACAAUACAUGAUCCAAGUGUGGGUAGCUCCGCCAAAAGCAUAAAUACACCCACAUCGAGCAGUUCCGGAACUGGAGGCGGUAGCAUCAGUGGCAGUACCAAGCAAAUGCUCGUGGGACAAGCAUGAAAUUAUUUUACCGGAGUUUAUAUACUCCGUCGGAAUUUCCGGUGAGCAUUUUCCGGACAGGUGGAAACGACACACAUUCACAUAAUAAAUUAUAAAUAUUGAAGAAAAAAAUGGAAAAAAGAUAAUUAUGUAUUCGUGAAAUCAAUAAUUAAAAUAAUAAUUUAAAA
Molecule: messenger RNA, 4549 nt
Organism: Phlebotomus papatasi
Lineage: Eukaryota; Metazoa; Arthropoda; Insecta; Diptera; Psychodidae
Gene: rho-5
Product: inactive rhomboid protein 1
Exons: 7
Coding region: 483-4382 (1299 amino acids)
Biological process (GO): regulation of epidermal growth factor receptor signaling pathway; regulation of protein secretion
Cellular component (GO): endoplasmic reticulum membrane
Molecular function (GO): serine-type endopeptidase activity
Source: RefSeq, a predicted model, not a curated record